UAAAACAUCAAAAUUUGGUUUUCGUUUGGUGGUGGCAGCAUCGGCCGGGCCAGAUUAAAUUACCCGACGGGUCGGAUUUGGCCCAUGUUAGGUCUAGAGCUUUAUUAAUUAAGAAGUUGAAGUUGGUGGUUUACUAAAUGGUGAUGCGUCUUGUCUUGCGUGUGUGUUGAAUUCAUUGCGGUCACUAUAACUUCGACACAUCAUUGAUCUCCUUCAUAUGACUUCACAAUAUCGUGAUUUGCCAGCUGCUGCAUGUCCGCAAAUACCAUGAUAUAUGAAAAAUUUAGUAAUUACGUAAUGAACGUUACAAACGUGGAAACCCGAUACAAUCAUGUAACUCGUUUCUUUGUUUUCUGUCCGAAUGAUGAUCGCAAGUGGGUUAAGUAAACGUUAUACAUAGUAACUAUAAUUUCUCUUUUAUUUUUCCGAGUAAGGGUAUGAAUCAUUUUUAAACAUCAACGGAGGUAUUAGAGUUUUGUACGUAUGUAGGCCGAAUCAAAAAACACACAGUUGAAGCUUCGCUCAGUAAAAAUUUGAUAUGGAAAUACCAUUGGUAGAUUUCAGCGGUUGUGGUUUAGAAGUUGAUCUUGUUUCAAAGGAGAUGAUGGAAUCAGUUGGAAACGAAAUAUACAAAGCAUUUUCCGAAGUUGGAUUUGUUUAUCUCGUGCAUUGUGGCGUACCAAGUGAAUUGGUAGAUGACGUCAUGAAAGUAUCAAAUCAUUUUUUCCUAAUGAGUUCUGAUGCAAAACGAAAAUAUAAAUUCGAUGAAAAUUAUAGCGGAUAUCAUGAAUUUUUGAAAGAAGGAACAAAUCCGCAACGACCAAAGGAUAUCAAAGAAUCUUAUCAGGUUGGUGGAAUGGCGCUCGAUUCCGGACAAAUAUCAUGGCCAGAUGUCGAAGUGCCAGGAUUCUCGACUAAUUUGAUGAAAUUGUUUGAGGAAUGCAAGAAACUUUCAAUGCGAAUACUCGAGGUUCUCGCAACAGGAAUGAAAAUUAAAGACAAAGAAUACUUUCUCCAAUGCCAUUCACGAAUAGGAAAAGAACGCAACUACACAACAUUAAGAUCAUUAUAUUAUCCACCAGUUCCUGAGAAUGCAGAUGUAAAAUCAAACCAGAUUCGUCUUGGAGAACAUUCGGAUUUUGGAACAAUGACAUUGCUAUUCCAAGACGAUAUUGGAGGACUAGAGGUCGAAACAUACAACGGAGAAUACAUUGAGGCAAAACCAAUUCCAGGAACAGUUCUUGUAAACAUAGGCGAUUUGCUGCAGUUUUGGACAAACGGAAGAUUGAAGUCAACGAAACAUCGGAUCAUGAUACCCACUGAAGAAUCGAAACGCAAAAGGCAUCGACAAUCGUUAGCUUAUUUCGUUCAUCCAAAUUAUGAAGUCAAGCUGACUGAAAUUGAGUACGAAGCUUCAGGAUCACAAUUUACGAAUUAUUCAAAACAUUUUACAUCAGACUAUGAUCGCAACGUUACAGCCGUAGAGUAUACUGAAGCCCGUUACAAAAAUACGUAUCGCUAACUGACCAAAGCUAUGGUAUCCCAAAAUGGCAAUGGUAUUCCCUUUAGAAUCAAGUCAUGGCUAUUAAAGACCUAUGGCCAUUGCAUAUUUCAUUUUAUGGAACUACUUAUGAAUAAUAACAGGCUGGGGGAAUUUUAACAAUAGGUUUCAGCUUCCCGGAUGCGAGUACGGAAGUUUUUAUCAUAAAUAAAUGAGGAGGGAUCGCUAAUUUUAUGUUUUUCUAAAAAUUUACCAAUAAUGCAAACUUGGGCCAAGGCGUUACAUCCUGAGGUAUUGCGAAGUGUUGUGUCUUUUAUUAUGUUGAGUGCAAUUGUCUAAGUCUAAGCUUUGCUAGAAAUGAGCCUUUAAAGCAAAUAGGCUUGGUGUGUUGUGCUACCCUUUAUGAAUACCCUUGUGUUUUCAUUGCCCCAUUCGGGAACGAUGGAUUGGAAUGUAAUUUUAUAACCUGAUCUAGGAUUUUCAAAUCGGAGAAGAUACCGUAAUUUGCUUUGGGAAAUGUCGGCACUCCUGUUACCUGGAAUAAAUGGAUUGGGAAAUUGAUGUCAAUUCUAUGUUAGUAUGAAACAGACCAGAAUUUUUCAAUCUAGCGCACAGUCGUUUAGGUCGAGGAAGCCCUAAAUGUUGCCUCUGGCUUGCUUACAAUGUUAAUAAAAUAGUCAUAUAUAUAUA
Molecule: messenger RNA, 2191 nt
Organism: Styela clava
Lineage: Eukaryota; Metazoa; Chordata; Ascidiacea; Stolidobranchia; Styelidae
Source: RefSeq, a predicted model, not a curated record